This is a messenger RNA of Pelobates cultripes (western spadefoot toad), 12250 nucleotides long. NCBI's taxonomy places the organism in Eukaryota, Metazoa, Chordata, Amphibia, Anura, Pelobatidae. The record is from the annotation of a GenBank genome assembly.
AUCGAGUUUAUAUAAAACCUCUGCAUCUUCACCGCUCCCCCUUCUAGCUUUAGUCAUAGGCACUCUACUAUCGGACCUCUGGGUUCUAAUCACCAUGGCAACCAUCACCUCCCUGCGUUCCAUCUGCUGCAUUGUCAGAGCCCAUGCUCGGGCAUUCCACGCUACACCCAGCCGGUGAGUAGCCACAGGUCCACUUACCGCCUCCUCUUUUGCUCGCUAAGGGCUGGCUGCCUGCCUGUGCCUGAUGGGAAGGACCAGACGUCUAGCGUCUGCCUGCUGUCUACAUUAUCCAUUUUAUAUAGUUUAAUCGUGUGUUAUUAGAUUAAUCAUGUAUUUAAUACCCUAUUUCCUCAAUCCCAUUAAUCCUGCCUACUGCGGGUGGUGGUAAAACAGUGCUCUGGACCAGUUAUUAUAGAUUUUUCUUGCUUCUGUAAGCGUUACCCUUAUAAUAUAUACUCUAUAAUAUAUACUAUAAAUUAUAGGGGUAUACAGCCCAUAAUGAAGACUGUUUUUAGGAAAACGCGCCACCGUGGUCUGUAGUGCCGUACAAGAAUAGGCAGACAUGACAUACAAGGAAACACAGAUCUCAGCAAAAAGAAACUGGAGGUGACCUAUCCCCUUCCAAAAAUAACUUGUGAAUAAUCUCAGUUCUGUUCUUCACUUUCCCAUCAGUAUUUUCCAUUCUAAUUUAACCAGCAGAUCACAGCGUAAGGUAUAAUUCAAUGUACUGCGUUUUAGAGAAAACCCUUAAUUACACAGAGUUGAUUUAGGUAGUCUCAUGUUAUUUUUUAUUUUAUUUGUAACACAUAGUUAUUUCUAUGACAGCUUAAUGAAAUAUGUGAAGUUGGAUGUCAUCCUACGUAGUUGGCUUAUAUAAGUGCUGUGUGUGUGUGUGUGUUGUGUGUGUGUUGUGUGUGUAUACACGUUGUGCAGUGGCAUGAAAGGAGCAGUGGUGGAUAGAGGAAGUGCAGAGUGGCUGAUGAAAUCACACUCACUGGUUGCAUCUAUGUGCCUUACCACUCCCCCUUCCUUCCUCAUGAAGGCUUGUUGUGAUCUACCCAUGACACAUUUUAUAGGGGGUUUACUCAAGUUUUCCCUCCACACAUGCCUGUCAAGUGGCCCAUAUAGUAAUUCCUUUAUGGCUUUGCUGUGUAUUGUAGGCGGAUACAAACUACGCAUUUACUUCAGUUUUAAUAACCCCAAAUUGAUCUGCUGAACUCUGAACAUAUUUUUCAAACUUUAUUAUCCACAAUCAUAGUCAUUUUUUUUUACUUUAUAUAAAAAAAUUGUAAUAAAUGUAAAAUUUACCUCAAGUCUAAUUUGUGCUAAUUGUUUUAGACAGUCUUUUUGAGGUGACUUUAUCACCCUUGUUACAUUUAUUUGCUGCCUAUAGGUAUAGAUGCCAGAAAACAUUAAAGAGACACUGUAGGCUCUGAAACGGUUUUAUCUUAUUGAAGCAGUUAAAGGACCACUCUAGGCACCCAGACCACUUCAGCUUAAUUAAGUGGUCUGGGUGCCAGGUCCAGCUAGGGUUAACCCAUUUUUUCAUAAACAUAGCAGUUUCAGAGAAACUGCUAUGUUUAUGAAUGGGUUAAGCCUUUUUCUAGUGCAUUGACAGCCACUAGAGCGCUUUUCUCACUGUGAUUUCACAGUGAGAGCACGCGUCAUAGGAAAGCAUUAUGCUUUCUAGACCGCUGAAUGCUGCAGCUUUUGCCGCGCAUUCAGCCAACGGGGAGGAGAAGAGGAGGAUCGGAGGAGGAGAGCUCUCCGCCCAGCGCUGGAAAAAGGUAAGUUUUAACCCCUUUCCCCCUUCCAGAGCCGGGCGGGAGGGGGUCCCUGAGGGUGGGGGCAUCCUCAGGGCACUAUAGUGCCAGGAAAACGAGUAUGUUUUCCUGGCACUAUAGUGGUCCUUUAAUGUCUGGAGUACACUGGUGCUUACUCUCCAUUCAGUCUUAAACCAUUUUUACAGAGUUAUUGACUAAAAUGAGAAUUCUAAGGUAAUUAAAAGUAAAUUUCAAAAUUAAAAAGUAACUGUCAUGGUACUUUUCAUGUUGCAUAAUAGCUAGACAAUGUAAAGAUUUUGCAAUAAAUUGCAAUGAAAUAGUGGUUCAACUGUCAGUUAAUGCCAAUGUAUGUCUGCAAGGAAACACGCCGUCAGGCUGAUUUCUGCUCAGACUCUAGCUCUACAGCGCUCAUGCCACCCCCACACACAAACCAGCAACUUCAAUUGGAAAGGAGAAAGGUGGUUUUAACACUAUAGGGUCAGGAACACAAACCUGUAUUCCUGGUCCUAUAGUGUUAAAACCACCAUUUAGCGUUCCUUACCCCCAUAAAUAUAGUAAAAACUUACUUUUGUUAAAGUCUGCAGCUGUUGGCUGUGCCCCUCAUCUGCCUGCUUCGCUGACAUUAUCAGAAGUGAUUCUCUGAGCCAAUCACAAUGCUUUCCCAUAAGAUUGGCUGAGACUGUCAGGGAGGCAGAUCAGGGGCAGAGCCAGCACAAGCCAAACAUAGCCCUCCUUAGCAUCUCCUCAUAGAUACAUUAAAUCAAUGCAUCUCUAUGAGGGAAGUUCAGUGCCUGGAUGCAGAGAGUUGAGACAUUGAAUGCCAGUGCUGCUUACUGUGCAGCACUGCCCCCUGAAGCACCUCUACUAGCCAUCUGAGGAGUGGCCAGUGUAGGUAUCCCUAGGCUGUAUUGUAAACAUUGAAUUUUCUCUGAGUAAAACAGUGUUUACAGCAAAAAGCCUGAAGGGAAUGAUUCUACUCACCAGAACAAAUACAAUAAGCUGUAGUUGUUCUGGUCACUAUAGUGUCCCUUUAAAGGAGCAUUAUAAUGUUAAGAGUACAUGUUUGUAUACAGUUCUCUAGUACCUACAUUUCCAAUCCUACCAAUAAAAUAAAAAAAAAGUAUAACAUACCUUAUUUCCCCUGGCGUGUGCCUUUCUCCAUGCAGUCUCCCCAUGUAUAAGCAUCAGGAGGCUAGUGUGCAUAUAAGACAAAUUGCCGCACUGUGCCAGUCAGCAUAUCAUCAUACAGAUGCACUGAGUCCGUGCAUCUCUAUGGGGAGUGUUAAGCAUUUCCAUGCUGAGACGCUGAACAAAAGCCCCCAACAGUGACUCCUCCGGGGGUUGCAGAGCAAGGUGAAUUUUAUGCACAUGAAUGUCCCUUGAAACCAGCACCAUAGUCUUUUUGCUGGUUUGCUUCAGCUCCGGCCCUUUAUGUGCGAGGAAGCCAUUGUCAUUAUUGUAGUUUCAUACAUGCGUUCAAGUACAACACUGAGGUCUAUGGAAGAUCCUGUGAGACCGUAGGAUCCUCCAUAGACCAUGUCUGUUUCCUUGCAGCCGUUGACAGAGUAAGAGGUAAGACCUAGAGCAAAUGCAUUUUGUGUACUGACUGAAAUUAAGAAAGGUGCCAAAUAAACAUUUAUUUUUUUCGGAAUGUGUUGGGAAUCUCUCAGACUGGGAUGUGUGGUGGGGGGCUGCAGAAAUAAAGUAGCUUAACACCUAAAUGACCGACAACAGAGAAGUGAGAAUGCAGGGGCAUGGUUAAGCUAAAUUGGUUUUGUGAAAUCUGUUUGUUUGGGUUGACAGACAAAAGUUGAGGACAUGUGGGAAGGACUGGGCAAAUGUUGGCAUCUAAGGGUGUUGGUGUAAGCAAAAGGUAUUGUAUUAUGGGGAAUGGGGAUCAAAGAAUAUGUAUGAUUUAUUGAGGCUGAGUGCAGGGAACAGAUGGUGAAGCAGGAUGUGAGGAUGAGAACUAGUGUUGCCAAUGGCAGCUAAAGUAAAGUUUAAGCUACCGUGAUCUUCAUCAGUCAGUGGAGAGGUUCAAGAGAGAACUGGAAUAUAUUAUCCUUAUACUAAAUACAGUGACAAAUCUGUGUAAACCAGCAGGCCUUUCCAUUAAUCUACAAAUCAGGUGGCAAUCUGGUUAGUGUUUUGUUCUACACAAAGGAUAAGGGGGUAAUUGAGUAGCAUAACCAGACAAAGGUAAACAAAAGUAGCCUAUACACAACAGAAAAUUACAGAAAGUUCAGAGUAAGGUAUUUCAUUACAGGCUAUUCAUCUGGUCACAUUUUACAAUGUUUGCUGAGGUUAUUUGUUAAAUCACUUAUUUUUUUUCUCUUUUUUUAAACCGAAGUUGUUAAUCAUUAGUUUCCACGUGCCUUAAUCGCAAAAUAAUAUUGAUACCUUGCCUAAACAGCAUGAUUUGAUAUAAUAUGCCAGUACUAUGUUGUCUCGUCAGAAGACCCACAUUUCCCGAGAUAUUGUCUUGCUGUUUUCUAACCUGUGUAUUACAGUGGAACUUAUUUGAGGAAGCUAUGAACAUUCAGAAUCUGCUCAGACUGUGGCCAAAAUAUUUGAAAAAAAAUAACAUUCAAUUAAAUAUCAGGUAUUUUACAAAUGAAAUGAAUAAAAUACAUUGUGAAAUUUAAAGGGACAUUAUAGGCACCCAGACCACUUCAGCUCAUUGAAGUGGUCUGGAUGCAGUGUCCCAGGUCCCUUAACUCUGCAAAGCUAAUUACUGCAGUUUUUUUUGUGUACUGCAAUAGUUAGCUUUGACGAUUACUCCACCUUUAGUGGCUGUCUAUCAGACAGCCACUAAAGGUACUUCCGGGCUGUUAGGCGACUUUUGGUUGCCUAACUGACUCUCGGUGUCCUCAUGCUAUGCAGUGGAGGAGAGCAGGUGGACCCGAACCAGUGCAGAGGGACUAAAGCGCUGGACCUGGGUAAGUGACAGAAGGUUUUUUUAAUCCAUUCUGCAUCACUGGGAGGGUGCCUUGACAAAGGGGGAAGCUAUAGUGCCAGGAAAACUUUUUUUUUAUUUUUUAUUUCCUGGCACUAAAGUUUAUCUUUAAUUCUCCUCUACUUGUAUGCUCAUAGGUUAAAAAACAGACUGUUUAUUUAGUUAACCACUUCACACCACAUGCAUCCACAGGAAUGAUGUAUACAUGAGGUUUAACACUCAAAUGACUUUUGUUUGCAAAGUCUGUCCUUAGUAGGACGGCCACUAUGUCACUGGCAAUAUAAAGACUGCCAGGGAUGUUGCAUGCUGAGCUGCUGUGGGGAGAACAGGGAGGGAAGGAUUCAGAGGCUGGGCUUGAGCAUCAGCAGAAGCAGAUGGAGAAGAGCAGCAAUUAAAGUCAAAGCAAGGAGUCAGGUAAGUAUUUACUUGCAAGUUUGGAGGGGGCGGGGGGGUUUCAAGAAGUCAUGUAAAAGGGUGGGGGGCAUAAAACAUAUAUGAGUUUGGACACGGUAAGUAUGUGUGUCCCUGUGUGUCAGUGUUUUUGCAUGUAUCAGUGUCCAAAGAUGGAACUUGUCAGCAAUAUGCCCAAGGUAUGCAAUAUACUCUGGGCACAUAUAUAUCUAUCUCUACACACACAUAGUGUGGGAAUAAUCUCAGUAAAUGUUUUCUUUACAGUGCUGUUUUCAAAUAUGUAGCUUGAAUUUUUAUUUUUUAUUCCAUUAAAUAAUGUGUGACCUAUGAAACUACCGUAUAUAUUAGAGUAUAAGUCGGCCCGAAUAUAAGCCGAGGCCCCUAAUUUUAGCACAAAAAAAUGGGAAAACUUAUUGACUCGAGUAUAAGCCUAGGGUGGGAAAUGCAGCAGCUACUGGUAAAUUUUUAAAUAAAAUUACAUCCCCAAAAAAUUAUAUGAAUUGAAUAUUUAUUUACAGUGUGUGUGUAUAUAAUGAAUGCAGAGUUUGUGUGUGUGUGUGUGUGUGUGUGUAUAUAAUGAAUGUAGAGUGUGUGUGUGUGUGUGUGUGUGUGUAUAUAAUGAAUGUAGUGUGUGUGUGUGUGUAUAUAAUGAAUGCAGAAUGUGUGUUUGUGUGAAUGCUAUGUGUGUGUAUAUAAUGAAUGCAGUAGGUAUAUAUAAUGCAGAGUGUGUUCAUUAUAUAUACACAUUAUAUAUACACACACACACUCUGUGUGUGUAUAUAAUGCAGAGUGUGUAAAUUGGGUGGGGGGAGGGCAUUUUUAUUAUUUUAAAUUUUUAAAAAUAUUUUUUAAAUAUUUAUUUAUUUAUUUUUACCUUCUCCCCCCACCCCCUCUCCCUGCUUGUUGCCUGGCCAGGAAGGGGGGGCUAUAACAUUCCCUGGUGAUCCAGUGGGGGGCCGGAGCGAGCUAUUGCUUACCUUUACAGUCGCUCCGUGCAGCUCCCCCGUUCAGCUCACAGUGUAAGUCUCGCGGUCUGCGUGCCGCGUGGAACGUUGCCACGGUAACCCGUGGCAACGCUCUGACGGCCGCGCGUCUCGUGAGACUUACACUGUGAGCUGAACGGGGGAGCUGCGCAGAGCGGCUGUAAAGGUAAGUAACAGCUCACUCCAGCCCCCAACAGGACCGCCGGCUGUCCUGGUCUGUAUUAUGGCAAUGUAAGUUGCCAUAAUACAGACCGUGACUAGAGUAUAAGCCGAGGGGGGCCUUUUCAGCAUAACAAAAUGUGCCGAACAAUUCUGCUUAUACUAGAGUAUAUACGGUAAAUUACAUACGGAAUUUAAAAAUACAUUUAAACUUCACUUUAGGACAUUCAGAGUACUUGGAUUCCUGGAUUGGGUAUGUUUAUUUUUUUGGCAAGCUGCUUGGUAGUGAAAGGGUUAAAGGGAUUCUAUAGUGUAAGGAAUACAUUAUAGUGCCAUUUUUUUCCCUCUUUCUGCUGGUGCAUAGGAUAGGGGGUAUUGUCUGUGGUGUUCCAGGUCUAGUGAAGGAAUUGGGUAUUGUAUGUUUAAUAAGCUUAUAACGUGCUUAGGACUAUAGGUUUAACGUCCUUACUAACACAGAGAACUUUAUAACUUUCCGUCGAGUGCCUAAACAGUCAUAUCCCCAAUUCCGGCUGUUUGAUUACCCAAGCUCUUAGUGGAUUUGACAGCCUUCUGAGUUAUGUUUAGGUUUGAUUCAUUCUGAAUGACUCAGUAAACCUGUCUUUUUAAAGGUGUUUAGUAUGGAAUAAAAUAGUGCACAUUCAUACUGACCAGUAUUAUUGGGGCAGUGGCAGCCACUCCUUGACUGCAAUGCUGGUGGUUACCACUCUGCAGUGAGCUGUACGUGACACUGCAUGUGUCUUUAUAAUAGAGCUAUGUCACUUUACUUCACUUUGACUUAAACCCAAGCCACCUGUGUGAAAACUCCUUACAGUAGUGCCAAAUAAAUGUACAGUGGUUUGCUCUUUUAGUGCAUUUUACAGACUUUACGUUCACUGUUUCAGACAUGGAGUAUUUUGUUUUUCUCUCUUUAUAUUUCAUGCGAUAAUAGUGUACGGUAGCUUUAAAAUGGUCUUAUUCUUUCUAAUAUCACAAGGUCCCCAGUGGUGACCCUCUUCAGUGACAGUCAUGUCAGUUUGGGUUUUUACUUCCAGUUUAAUAUUGGAUUCAAAAACUUUGCCAAAUAAUCUAAUACAUCUUGCAGCCAUUUCAAUUAACAUAUCAACAAAUCUACAUCUUUAAGUUUUUAAGCCCUUUAAUGUUUGGUCCCCCCCCCACCUGUUGAUCAGUUCUUGGCAUUAGACCUUGGCAUAUACAGGCCUAAGACUGAGUGACAGGGAGAGAAUGAGAACCCUUCCAAAGGUGGUUCAACUGCUCUCUGCUACUCCACCAGUAAGUUUCUCGCACAUCGAGGGCAACUCAUCCCAAUGUACUGGCUGUAAGCCAGCAAGUUGUUGUCAUCAGGAAAGGUUUGCUCUGCUUGUCGUGAGUCCCCAUGCUGGGCUAGUGACAGCAGAGUGAGACAGUAGUAGAAGGUGGGUUUUACAACAGCAGAAUACCCACAGACAUUGAAGAAUGGUAACUUCCAAAGCAUAGAAAUACCAGUUAAAGUCUCAAAAAUGAACUGCCUUGGGAGCUGUCAUGUGUUGGUGAACAUGUCAUGAAAGGAACACUUAACAAAAUGGGUAACUGGCUAUGUAUAUAACACUACAUUGUCGGGAAACUUAAUAAAAAAAGUAAUUUCUGCAGGAUCAUACAUGGUCAUUCACACUCGAGCAUUUGCACUCAGGCGCUAUGAGCUCCACCGACUAAUAUUUACUGUAAAUUACUGUAUUGGAUCCUGGUUCUGGAAACUGCUAACCUUGGUUGUAUAAUUCCUCUGGGUCUGGUUUUAAAAUGUUUGUUUAGUAGAAUGUGUUUGCAUUUGUUAUCUUUCUGCUACUGUCCAAAUUAUCUUUGGAAGGCCAGUGGGUUUGUUAUAUAACAUCUAUUGAUUGUGUGCUGGGCAAAAAACCCAGUGUCAUUGGAGCAGGGGAGUUCUUGGAGUUCACUCAGUCUGCCAUUUAGAGUUAUGUAAGAAUGACAAGAUUGAUUUUUACCAUCUGUCUUGUAAUUGGAUAUAAAUGUGCAUUGUGGAAGAGGGACUUGGUAAUUAGCGAACACUCACAUGUUUAGAGUGGAUGAUUGAAAGCCUGUGUGGCAUGUUAUUGACUUCUCAAGGUUUGCAAAAAAGCUAAAUAAGAAUUUAACAAUAUUUCAAUUAUUGUCAGAAUUUUUUCAAGAAGUUUAUAAAGAAACACUUUUCAAUGCCACGAGGACAUCAAAUUAUAGUUUUGUUUAGAUUGGGCAAAUUAUUUUGUAUAUUUUUGACAUAUAAACUUUGUACAGUAGUUCAAAUUUGUUGGCUACCUAAUUUAAGUAUGCCAUAUAAACUGUUAGGUCUAGUAACAUGCAGCAGUCACACUGGCAGCUCAGUCUAUUAUUAGUUUGUGCCUUCGAUAAGCAUUCCCAUACCUAGAAUGGGCUGGUGGAGAGGAGUUCAGAAUGCUGAGUGGACAUUUGAUAACUGUCAUAUCUUAUACUGAACUAAAUUUGUCUGUCUGAAAAUAGCAUGGUGAAAAAACAUCAAUAAAAUCCAUAUUUUCUUAUUUCUUGAAUGCAAUGCCACUGCAGAUACUAGCACUCUAUUUUCUACCUAGUUAUACAUUUCCUGGAUAGUUCUUGCCACAAACAUUUCUGAAAUCGCUUUGUGAAUUUCUUAACUCUUUUUGAAAAGGAAUGCCAUGAACUCAUUUGCCCCUACAGUGCAGUUAGUCCUCACCUCAUUCAUGACGACAAGUCUACCUUAAUUAGAAAUUGUUUUAGCAAAGUUUAAAUCUACAUAAUUUUUACAAAUAUUUUACAAAUAUGUUUAGCUCUUCUUCUUUGAGCCAAUAGAUGUUUGCUCUGUUCUCUCCAGUGCCAGUCUUUUAAUUUCAUACUUUAUGUAGGUGCUUCACCUUGAUAUAGCUGUGUUAUUAAGUUGACAGGUUAUCUGAUUACUUCCUUGUGUCUUGUCUGUGCAGGAAUGAAGCCGUUAUCAUAUCAGGAAGGAAGCUAGCCAGGCAGAUACGGAUGGAGGCUCGGCAUGAAGUUGAGCAGUGGGUGGCUGCCGGCAACAAAAGACCACACCUGAGUGUAGUUCUUGUUGGAGACAAUCCUGCCAGUCAUUCCUAUGUUCUGAACAAGACCAAAGCUGCUGCCGAUGUGGGUAUGUAUACAGUUUUCUGUAUAUUAGCGGCUGUUUACAAUAGUUUUCUGGGGCUGUGAUAUGUAAAAAAAAAAAAGUCUUUAAACACAUCAUUGGCCAUUCUGUUAUUUUAGUUCACACUUUGAUUUCUUUAAGGAUCACCUACAGCAGAGGUGUUGGACUGCAAUAUUCCCCAGGAUAUUAUUGAAGUGCUAUUGCUGUCAGAGUUCAGGUGUAGUCCAGUUAUUGAAUAGUGCAGAGUCUGAACCAUGCAUCUGGUUUGUGUCAAACAGUUUUUGAGACUUUUUACAAGGCUGCGUUCUCACAGCUCCUCUUUUGAAGCUUGGGCUUUGAAGAUGGACAUUUCUGAAUUUACCUGUCCAACUUUGGGCAGCAAUGGAAGACUGAGAGUCCUGACACAGUGUGAAGCCAUGGCAUCAUAUGAUUUAAAAUAUAACAUACACCAGUUUAUUCUCUGGGCCACACAGAAGAAAUGUUUUUCUCGUUGUGAAAUGAUUAAUGUUCCAGAGUUCCCCUUAUUAGAUUCACUUUUUGCUUUCAGGGAUCAGCAGUGAAACAAUCCUUAAACCAACCUCCAUCACAGAAGAGGAGAUGCUUGACCUGAUCAGCAAAUUAAACCAUGACGACAAGGUGGAUGGUCUUCUGGUCCAACUUCCCCUCCCAGGUAAUUCAUGCUGGCCUCUAUCUUGUGUAACGCCAGAUUAACAGCAAGGCAGUAGCAGAUCUGCCAGUUCAACGGUUGCACAUUUUUCAGGGUCCAUGUGUCUUUUAAGUGAAGCUGUAAUUUGAGUUUCUCCCCCCCAUAUUAAAAUCUUUAUAAAAGCUAUCCAUGUCUGAAUUUAGAUUUGAAUUGAGACAUUUGUGUAAGUGUUAGGUAGGAUAUAUAUAUAUAUAUAUAUAUAUAUUCUUACCCCUCCUGGGUGGUAUGUUUAUUCCUGAUUCUCGGGUCCUCUACGAGAGGCCUGGGAGUUUGAGGGUUCUGCGCAUUUUCUUAGCUGUUCCUAGAACUGCACUCUUCUGGACAGCGAUUUCAGAUGUCCCACUUGGAAUCUGUUGAAGCAAAGAUGACGUCUUUUCUUGACAAUGUGUAAUAUUCUAAUUCCAGUAAGCUAUGAGCACCAUUGUUGCACAAGUUAAAAUCACACAACGCUUGUGGUUUGCAUUAGUCACAAACACACCCUAGUCUCUAGUUAAUAUGUAAAAAUAGCGUUUCUAUUCUAGACUUUUGAUUUCAUUGUAGUACAUAUCAAAAUAGAAACCAGUCCAGGAGGUAACCUUAGUAAAUGAACUACUCUAUAGAUUUCAUCUUGCAUAAGCACAUGUUGAUGUGGAGCUGGGUAACUUCAGUGGAGAUGUCCUCUGUUCUUUGCACAAGUGUUAAUCCAUAGUUACAUAGAUUAUGAAAAAAACAUGGUGGCCCUCUAGAGUCAAUGCUUUCUAUUGUUUUGGCAGAGUUUACAGUGCUCUACUAUGUACAAUUCAGAUUUUUUUUCAAGCUGCCCAUUCAGAUUACUCACUAGAACCUUGCCAUAUACUUGUUUAUUGGUAACUGGUCAACCUGGAAACAUAUACUAUUUGGUGUGUACUCUUAGAAGCUGACUUUGUCCUCACUCGAGUGAUUUCAUUAACCCCUUAAGGACGGUGAGAGUCCCCAUGCUGCUGACCCGGCCCUCCUGGGGGCCAUGUGAUCGCGAGGACCUCACGAUCACAUGGACGGAAUAGCCGUCCAUUGCAGUGCCAGCAGGGGGAGUGCCUGGAAAAUCUCUCUCUCUCUCUCUCUCUCUCUCUCCCUUUCCCUUUCCCUUUCCCUUGUAUUUUUAAACGUAUUUACAUAUUUAUUUUAUAUUAUAUCAUUCUCCAUGUAUUUUGGUAUAUAUAUUGAGAGAUAUAUAUAUAUUUUUUCCUCUGGCUAUCUAUGUAAUUCAAAGAAUCAUGGGAGUUGUAGUUCAGCAACAUCUUGCGGGCUGGAGUUUGAGGACCCAUGCCUUAAGGGGUUAAUGAAUUGAGGUUAUUCCCAUUCAAACAUUUGCACACGGAGCCAUGGGAGGCCUAACUGAUAAUGUUUACGUUGCCAGCUGUAUUAGAUUAUGGUUCUGAAAGAUACUAACCCUGGAUUAUAUAUUGCUAUAUCUUUUUUGUCUGUCUUUACAUAACCGAAUGUUUGCAUUUGUUAUCUUUCUGCCCUUGUGUUUAGGAGGCAAAAAUAUAUAUCUUGUACUUUGAAUAACAUAUUGUAUGCUAUAGAAGUUGGAUUUAUUAAUACUCUAUCUAAAAUAAUGCAGACUUAUCUGCAUAGGCUGAAAGUCUGUUUGAAAUGUGGAUGGCCCUUACACUUGUGCAUAAAUUGAAAGAAUUUGAGUUUACAAUGUUUACUUUUUAUUUACAUAAAUUGUUUCAAUUAAUAUUGUUUUCCUUACAUAGAUUGAAAAGACAGCUGAAUACCUUAAGCUUUACAGUUGUUAAAGAAAAUCUCUUAUCUUACUGAUUUCCCAUGCUUACUGUCAAAAUGUUAAUGGUGUUUUUAUUUAUUUAUUUAGAGCAUAUUGAUGAGAGAACAGUAUGUAAUGCCGUUAUCCCAGAUAAAGAUGUGGAUGGCUUCCAUGUAGUAAAUGUUGGCAAGAUGUGUCUGGACCAGUAUUCAAUGCUACCGGCUACCCCCUGGGGUGUAUGGGAGAUCAUAAAAAGAACUGGUAAGAACCAAGGCAUGGCAAUAUAUUCUUCCCUUAAAAUGAUAUCACCUGACUACAGGGAUAUCUGUGCAUUUCUGGAAAUGGCUGUAUAUUUCCAACUGAUUCUUGGAAUGGUAUAA